AUGCAAUUUACUAUCAUUGAAGCUAAAAAUUGUCCAACUAUCGAGAAAACAAGUUCUUCACAAAGAAGUUUGAAUUCCAAAUUAAAAUGUCUUCGAUUGUUUACUGAACAAUGUCAAGAUGGGGAUUGGUUCGAUAUAUGCGAUAGUAAUGAGUUACUCUCAUCGCUUUUUAUUUGGAAUAUACAAUCUGCUUGUGCUCCAGCGUCUGGGAAUUCUGGAAGGCAAAGAUAUUGGCUAUUAUACGAACAACCUCAUUUCACUGGUCCCUACAUACGUCUCGGUCAUGAUAGAUGUGUAGACAACGUUUAUCAAUACAAAUUAAUAUCAAUCUCUUCAGUACUUAUAUGUACACAGAAUUUACAAGCUACACCCUAUCCUACAGUGAAUUGUCAUUAUCCAAAGCAACCAUGGAGACAGUUACAAUCCCUGGUGCAUCAUGAAGAUACUAAGGAUAAACCAAAAGAUGGUGUCAGUCAAACAGAAAUCCGGUUCAAAGUAAAAGGGGCAGCACUUGUCACACUGCAUAAAACUCAAAAUUUAACUGAUUUAUUAAGAGAAAGUGUAAAUAAUAAAUAA
This is a messenger RNA of Trichobilharzia szidati, 576 nucleotides long. Lineage: Eukaryota; Metazoa; Platyhelminthes; Trematoda; Strigeidida; Schistosomatidae. The record is from the annotation of a GenBank genome assembly.